Rattus rattus (black rat) is the source of this 1315-nucleotide messenger RNA. RefSeq names its product zinc finger protein 784 (gene Znf784). Gene Ontology annotation, cellular component: nucleus. Lineage: Eukaryota; Metazoa; Chordata; Mammalia; Rodentia; Muridae. The record is from RefSeq and is a predicted model, not a curated record.
CCUCACGGAGCAAUCUUUGCCCUCAGGGACAGGACUUAGGUACAAGAUGGCCGCCGCGCGCCCGGAUCCCCCGAUUCCGAGCUCACCGACCCAGGAGUCGCUAUCCCCGGAGCCGCCGGACCUGGUCCUGGUGCCUGAUGGUGGCCGCCCUGCCACACCCCCAGGGGACCUCAUCGAGAUCCAGGUGGUCAAAGUCACAGAUACUACAUCGGCCCCUGAGCCCCCAGAGCCAGGAUCUUUUCAUUGUGCCCUGUGUCCUGCUGCCUUCCGUCUAGUCUCGGAGCUGCUGUUUCAUGAGCAUGGUCACCUGGCAGGCUUGGAAGGGCUUGGGCAAGGUGGGGACCCUAGCCGUUGUCACGUGUGUGGCCACAGCUGUCCAGGUCCUGCUAGCCUGCCACACUACAGCUUGCACACAGGAGAACGACCUUACCGCUCCCUCUGUCCACGGGCUUUUAAGGCCUUGGCACCUCUGCUCCGGCACCAGCACCGACAUGGGGUGGAGCCAGGCACCUCUGGAAGGCUUCUACCCACAGCAGCAGCAGGACAGCCGAACUCAAGGGUGGCCCAGGAGAGGUCGGAGGUGGUGAUGGCUGCAGCAGCUGCGGGUGCCGUAGUAGGCAAGCCUUUCGCCUGCAGGUUCUGUGCCAAGCCCUUCCGCCGCUCCUCAGACAUGCGAGACCACGAGCGGGUACACACGGGGGAGCGGCCCUAUCACUGUGGCAUCUGUGGCAAAGGCUUCACUCAGUCCUCUGUUCUGAGCGGUCAUGCUCGCAUCCACACGGGCGAGCGCCCCUUCAGAUGCAUGCUCUGCGACCGCACUUUCAAUAACUCCUCCAACUUCCGCAAGCACCAGCGUACCCAUUUCCAUGGGCCAGGGCCCGGAGUGGGAGAGUCUGGAGGCCAACUGAGAUCAUCUUCGGUAUCCCAAGAAUCAAGGAGUAAAUGUGGGACAGAGAACACUAUGGAAGAAGGGUGUAGAGAGACUAAGAAGGUGAAUGUGGAGGUUGAUCAGUAGGCUGGAAAUAGGAAGCAUAUCAUAGGAAAGGUAGGUGGGCAAAUUGAGGCAGAUAUCAAGAGGCCAAGGAGAAAUAAUGAGGAAUUGGAGUUAGAUUUAAAAAGGGAACCUGAUUGUGGUCUCCCAGAACCCCAUGCUACACCUGAGACUCAGGAAAGAGGUACUUGUGGGUCUGUGGGUGCCCAGAUAUGUCCCAGUACACUAGAGACUGAGGCAGAAGGAUCAGGUCCAGACUGGGCUGGAGAGCAAGACUUUAUGUAGCAACACCUCUGGUCCAAUAAAAUAUUUUGCCUACCUCAA